Molecule: messenger RNA, 1804 nt
Organism: Penaeus vannamei (Pacific white shrimp)
Lineage: Eukaryota; Metazoa; Arthropoda; Malacostraca; Decapoda; Penaeidae
Source: RefSeq, a predicted model, not a curated record
AUGAAUGUUUCACUGCCACCACAUGGCCCAAAAUACAGACUUUGGGCUUACUUGAUCGGCCACUCUAGCAGGGGCACAGCUUGUAGGCGGGGGGCAUGGGAACACUCGUGUAUGGUGACAAGACUCCAAUAUGCUCACAAUGACAGGUUUACAUUACCCUGGCUUGCAGCUAAAUUUUCCCAUGUGAUAAAGUUGGGGGCGUAUGUGUGGUGGAGAUUAAAAGGGGACUUGCUUGAGGAGUUUAUUGGGGAGGUAAAGGUUGUCGCGUGUCAGGGUAGCAGCGUGGCGGAGGUUCACAAUUUUGACACCAUCAAGCGAGAGAGUAUUGGUGGUAUAGGGUCGAAGUGUGAUUUUAUGGCUUGUGCUGACGAAGGUUCGCAAAGACUCGACGAGGUAGAAAAGCAACAUUGUUUGGAUUGCUGGAGUGGCACAGUGUGGAUUGCCAAUGCCUUGGGCAACCCCCUAAUUAUUGAUAAUUUAGGCCCAGAACCACACUGUGUCACUGGAUCAUUUGGUAAUGAACAUAGUGGUGUACUGAGAGGUGACCCAGAAGAUGGAGCAGUUUUUUGCACAAAAGGAAAGACUUAUGAGGUCCGAGAAGCAGAAACAUCAAAUUCUUUGGUGUUAGUGCCGCAGCUGUCCUUCGCAGAUAGUCUGGAGAAAUCAGGGGAGCGGAAGAUUCAGAAUAGUCAAGUUUGUGGCAUCCAUUACACAUAUUUAGAACUGAGACCAUGCAAACCGCGUAUCCAGAAGCUCCGUGUGCUAUUAGCAGAGAGGCCCUACUCUGGACCAGAUGCUCAGGAAGAGGAAGGAGAUGGCCAGAAAUAUUGUUGGAAUGACCUGCUUGACCGCAUCCAGUGCAGUGAGGAGGAACUGGAUAAAGCACUCUUAGAGAUGGAGGCUUAUCACUUAUAUGGAUUUUGGCAAGUCCUGGAGUUUGAUUAUAGAUUCAAAGUUGUAUCCCACAUUCUCAAUUUAAUUGAAGAGAAGAGCUUGCCCCUAGAUGGAAUUCCUCGCAUUUCAACCAUUAAGGCGCUUAGUGAGCUUGAACCCCGUCCUGUAAUUACACAGUGUUUUGAUUACUAUUUGAAACCUACAGGUGUUGACACAGAUGAUGGUGACUCGUUUUAUACUUUGAUUGAUGACAAAAUAUGCCGUAUCUGUGCUGAGGUCCUCCUCAAGCCUGCAGGGAAGUUUAACUUGAGCGAAUUCCUUAGUAUUUGGCAACAGAGUGUUCCAGAAGGUCUUACAACAAACCUAAGUCAAUUGGAAGGUCUGGCACUGGUUGACCGAUCUUCAACACCAGAAGUGAUAUCACAUUUCCCUGUAUCCAGUAUGCCACAAGAUAUACACGAGAGAUUUAGUUAUCUCUUUGAAACUCGAGAGAGGUGGACGCUGGAUGAAAUCAGACCCUAUGUUAUGGACUUGGCUGGUGAGAAGACUCCAGUUAAUGCUAUCUUGACGAAAUAUGCAAGAGCCUCUACGCAGAAUGGUAUCAAGUAUUAUUCAGGAAAACACGCUAGAUAGACCAAUUUACAUAUUGAAUUUAUGAUUUCUUUCUUUCUUGUUCUUCCGGUAAAGUGUACAAUAGUAUUCAUAGUACUUCAACAAUGCCAAUUAUGUUUGCAUUUAAUAGCAUUGCUACAUGAAGAGAUGGGAAGAUAUUUUGUUGCAAGAGAUAGACAACUAACAAUAUAUAUUUUUUCUAAUGAUGCAAAAAAUAUCUAAAUUACAAACACACGAAGCUUAAGAAAUAUAUGCACUAAUAUACUUGGGCCUUUGUUAUAAAAUACUUAUAAUUUUG